AUUUGCUUUGCAGCCUACAAAAAUAGAGUUAAUUUCGCAGUUCCAACUUAACACAUCAUUGUUAAUUUGAAGAAGGAGAUUCAACAUGGGUUACGGUAUCUCACAAAAUGAAAGACCCCAUGCUAUUUGUUUCCCAUUUCCAGCUCAAGGCCAUGUCACUCCCAUGUUGAAUGUGGCAAAGCUUCUUCACCAUAGAGGUUUCUACAUAACAUUUGUCAACACCGAGUACAAUCACCGACGUCUUCUCCAGUCGAGAGGUCCCGAUUCUCUCGAUGGGUUGCCAGAUUUUCAGUUCAAAACUAUUCCGGACGGCCUUCCGUACUCGGAGGCCAAUUCCACCCAAGAUAUCCCUGCACUCUGUGCAUCCGUCAACAAAACUUGCUUAGCCCCAUUCUGUGACCUUAUUUCUCAAAUAAACUUUAACGCUUCUACUUCGUCUAAUGCCACUCCACAAGUUAGUUGUAUUGUUACCGAUGCUGCUGCGUUCUUCUCAGUUUCAGCUGCCAAGCAGUUUAAGAUUCCUUUCGCAAUGUUCUAUACAGCCAGUGCUUGUAGCUACUUGGGUUAUUUACAAUAUCCUAAGCUCAUGAAGCAAGGAUUGGUUCCAUUAAAAGAUGCAAGCUAUUUAAUAAAUGGAUAUCUAGAAAACACAAUAGAAUGGACUAAAGGAAAGGGGAAUAUACGAUUGAAGGAUCUUCCUACCUUGCUUAGAACAACAGAUCCAAAUGAUUUUCUCUUCAAUGUCAAGAUUUUUCAAGCUUAUGGUUGUUUGUUAGGUGAUGACAAUGACUUUAAGUGAGACAACAUUCUCUUUCUGUUUAUUUCUCGAUCAAUGAGUACAAAUUCCUUCUGUUGAUCUUUCUCUCCAGAUUCAACAGCCAUGCUUUUACAUGAAAUUUUUCUGAUGCCCUUCCUUGUUUAGCUUCCCUAAUUUAUAACAACUUCUCCUAACUAAUUACAGUUAUAACCACUAACCAACCAACUACUUGAUAUUUCACAUGUGUAAAGAAUGUGAUUUAUUUCUUCUUUUAUAUACAAACUUAAUAGGAGGAGGAGGUUUAACUUUACCCUCCCCUUCUAAAUUCACCUUGUCCUCAAGGUGAAAGGUGGGGUACAGCCGCUCUAUUUCGUCAUAAAAGUCCCACGAAGCCUCAUGUUCAGGUAAGUUUUUCCAACGGAUGAGAACCUCCCAAACACCAGCACUAUUCUUUUGAUAUUGUAACGCUUCUUUGGGUAUGCUUGCCAUUCCAAAUUCUCAAUGAUAAGCUGAAGAGUCGGCUGGACACCCGUGCGGUCCCCAAUAAACUUCUUUAGUUGUGAUACAUGAAAAACUGGAUGGAUUAUGGAGGCCGCCGGUAAAUCUAACUUGUAUGCUACCGUUCCCACCUUCUCCUGAACCUCAUACAACCCAAAAUACUUGGGGAUAAUUUUUGGUUUCGUUUCUUUCGUAACGAAAGUUGUCGAUAGGGUCUAAUCUUUAACAACACCCAGUCUCCCACAUUAAAUUCUACAUGCCUUCGCUUCUUAUCGGCUUAUUGCUUCAUUUGUUGCUGUGCUAACAAUAAUUGCUCCCGAAGAGUCGCCAAAACUGUAUCUCUUUCGCGUAACUGGUCAGCUAACAUUGAAUUCGUAGUGGCGCCAUCCCCAUAUGAUAACAACGAUGGGGUUUUCUACCAUAUAACACUUGGAGGGGUGAAGUGCCCGGUGAUCGAUUAAAAGUGGUGUUGUACCAAUAUUCUGCCCAUGGUAGCCAUGACACCCAUUCUUUUGGUCGCUCGCUACAGAAACAACGGAGAUAAGUUUCCAGCCCUCGGUUGACUACUUCAGUUUGUCCAUCAAACUGUGGGUGGUAAGUUGUGCUCCCAUUCAACUUCGUGCCAGCUAAACAGAACAUUUCCUUCCAAAAGUUACUAAGGAAAACCUUGUCGCGAUCAGAUACAAUGGAUGAAGGAAAUCCAUGUAGUCGAACUACUUCUUUUACAAACACAUCCGCAACUGUCUUGACCGAAUAAGGAUGUUUAAGUGGUAUGAAAUGGCUGUAUUUACUCAGUCAAUCAACCACUACGAGCACCACUUCAAACCCUUUUGCUGGUAACGCCUCAAUAAAAUCCAUCGAAAUGUCACUCCACACUUGCUGUGGAAUUUUCUAAAGGAGUUAAUAGUCUAGCUGGAGAUAAUGCCAAGGUCUUAUUUCGCUGAAAAACUAUACAUUCUUCACAAUGUUUCUUGACAUCUGCCUUCAUACCCCACCAAUACAUUUUGCUUGCUAACCUUUUGUACGUACGUAGAAAUCCUAAAUGUCCCCCUACUACUGAGUCAUAAUAGUUGGAUAACAUGGCGGGAAUUAAUGUUGAAGAUUUAGAUAAAACUAAUCGGUUCUUAUAGUGCCACAAGCCAUUUUUAUGUGAAAAUUUAGCUGGUUGCUGAUUGUCUCUUAUCUUUUCGUCAGCAAACACCUUUUGCAGCAACUCAUCUUUUUCAACCUCCUCUUUAAUAGUGUUAAGAUCUACUAAAAUGGGAGCUGAUAUGCUAAAGUACAAUACCUCUGCAGGCUUUCUUGACAGGGCAUCGGCUGCCUUGUUCUUCAAACCGGGUUUAUAGAUGACUUCAAAUGAAUACCCGAGCAAUUUAGCCACCCA
Cucumis melo (muskmelon) is the source of this 2639-nucleotide messenger RNA. RefSeq names its product 7-deoxyloganetin glucosyltransferase-like. The record is from RefSeq and is a predicted model, not a curated record. Bases 86 to 799 code for a protein of 237 amino acids. NCBI's taxonomy places the organism in Eukaryota, Viridiplantae, Streptophyta, Magnoliopsida, Cucurbitales, Cucurbitaceae. Gene Ontology annotation, molecular function: UDP-glycosyltransferase activity. The transcript has 4 exons.